AUGAACCCUUCGUCCGGACUUUCCACCCAUGCCGGAUCGACGAUUGCCCAACUCCUGCCCGCAUUCAAUUUCCCCAAAUUAGACAAGGAUUGCAAUGAAUCGGCCUCUAGUCCAAUCGACAUGUCUGUCGGUGAGAAUUCGGUGCUUGCCGAUGAAAUACUUUCAAUCUGCAAAAACGGCGUACAAUCUAGCUUUGCGACGGAUCAUCUGGCAUACCCCAAGAGCCCGCUGGGUGAUCCUGAGCUCUUGGAAGUUCUGGCCACCUUCUUCGAUGCGUAUUUCCGGCCUAACAAAAAGCUUGCAUCCUCGCAUGUGGCAGUCGCAGCGGGAGCGUCGGCGUGCCUCAACGAUCUGAUGUAUAGUAUCUGUGAACCGGGAGAUGCAGUCUUGGUACCCGGUCCAUAUUGGAACGGAUUCGACUUCCACUUCAAUAUCCGAGCUCAGGUCACUCCGAUUACGGUCUCUCUUCCCCGCUUGGAGGACCAAUUCACGGCAGAGUUGAUCUCAGCGUUAGACAACGCAUAUAAAAGCACUUCCCAAACAGUUCGAGCUGUCGUACUCACCAACCCCCACAAUCCAUUGGGGCAAUGUUAUCCUAAGGAAGUCCUCGAGGCAUGUGUCGUAUUUUGCGCCCGUCACAAUCUCCAUCUCAUUUCGGACGAGGUCUACGCCCUCUCUUCCUUUUCCAGUACCGACUUUUCUCGUGGUCCGAUUCCAUUCACAUCGAUCUUAUCUUUAGAUGUGGCGGCGUUGGGCGGGGAUCCAUCGCGGGUGCAUAUGAUAUGGAGCAUCAGCAAAGAUUUUGGCUGUAAUGGACUACGGCUAGGCUGCACUGUGUCCCAGAACAACCAACCUCUUAUUCUCCACCUGGGUAUUUCGGCUAGCCUAAACUUCUCGUCGGUCAGCUCGCUAAUCACCAAAACGCUCCUCACGUCGCCUCGGCUGCCGGAGUUACUUACCCUCAGUUCCCAGCGCCUGGGACGCUUAUACAAUAUUCUCACCGUGUUUUUGAAGACCCGUGGCAUUGAAUACAUUCCUGCAUCGGCCGGUCUAUUUGUAUUUGCGCGACUGGCCCCGAACGCAACUAAAUGGGAAGAAGAAGCUGCCAUGGUCUGUCGGUUGAAAGAGGCUGGAGUGCUAGUCGGACCCGGAAAGAUCUAUCAUACUGCCGAAGGGGACAAAGGAUGGGUUCGAUUAACAUUUGCCUUGAGAGAGGAUAUUCUCCAACAGGGCUUACGACGGUUGCAGAGGGGAUUGGAGGAAUCCUAG
Molecule: messenger RNA, 1269 nt
Organism: Penicillium verrucosum
Lineage: Eukaryota; Fungi; Ascomycota; Eurotiomycetes; Eurotiales; Aspergillaceae
Gene: gliI
Product: aminotransferase gliI
Exons: 3
Coding region: 1-1269 (422 amino acids)
Biological process (GO): biosynthetic process; amino acid metabolic process
Molecular function (GO): pyridoxal phosphate binding; transaminase activity
Source: RefSeq, a predicted model, not a curated record